Molecule: messenger RNA, 650 nt
Organism: Sinocyclocheilus grahami
Lineage: Eukaryota; Metazoa; Chordata; Actinopteri; Cypriniformes; Cyprinidae
Product: DDB1- and CUL4-associated factor 8-like
Exons: 3
Source: RefSeq, a predicted model, not a curated record
GUUUCUUCUGUCAGAAGAGAGAGUCAGACAGAAUGUGCGAUACAGAUGGUAAAUCCAAUGUCCCAAAUGGUGGUUCUGAUGAUCCAGAACCUGGAGAAGGAAGAGAGGAGGCAGAUACAUCUGCAGCGCCAGAGGCCCAGACCAGUCCUGAUUCAGCAAAUUUGAGUUCAGUCCCAGAGGGAAGUGAGGAUGGUCAGGACAGAGUGUUGGCAAACUCUGAGCAGAAGCAGGGACCAGGAGAAGAGGAGGACACCGACAGCAUGGAUGGCAGUGGUCUGUACUCUCUCACUGAAGAAGGAGAAGGAGAGAGUGAGGGAGGAGAGCAGAGAGAGAGGGGAAAAGAUGAAAGUAAGAGAUCCGCCAGGAAGAGGAAUCGUCCCAGUGGUGGAGCCACACGCCACUCUUCCAGUUCAGAUGACGACGAUGAAGAAGAGGAAGAGGAUGCUGAGGAAGAAGAUGAGCAAGCCAUGGAAGCGUGGCUGGGAGCAGACCUGCGGGACUUGAGUCGCCCUUCGUGGUGCGCGGUCCCGUCGCUGCGUGCCCGAGAGAUCGGCCGUGAUUCGCAUCAGUUUGUGAGGAGGGUGUGUGGGGCGCGAGGUCUAGUGCAGAGGCUGGAACUGCAGGGCCGUCUGGAGAGACACACGGGCUGC